CGGAGCAAUGCCUCACAACCCCUUCUUCAGCGUCGUCGCCCUCCUCAUCAAAACCCUAACCCUCCCAAACCCUAACCUCAUCUCCCAACUCCUCCUCCCCCUCCCCCUCCGCUACUCCCCCGUCACCGCGCUCAACUCCCUCCUCCGCCAGCUCCUCCGCUGCGGCCGCUUCCCACAAGCCCUCGCCCUCUUCUCCGCCGCCCUCGAAGCCAAAACCUCCCCUCUCGACUGCUUCAGCUUCUCCAUCAUGAUCCACGGCUUCUGCUUCUCGGGCCAGCUCCGCGGCGCCCUCGAUCUCCUAACCCUGUUCGAGAGCCGCGGCGGCCCCCCCAAUGUGGUCAUGUACACGACUUUGAUCGACGGGUGCUGUAAAAAUGGCGACUUGGAAGAAGCCGAGAGGCUGUUUAAGCGAAUUGGGGAGGUAGGUUUGGUCCCAAAUGAGCUCACCUACACUGUGAUGAUCAAUGGGUACUUCCGACAUGGCUUGCAGAGACAUGGGUUCGAUCUCUACAACGAGAUGAGGGGUAAAGGGGUUUUACCCAAUCUCUACACUUACAAUUCAUUGAUAGCCGAGUGUUGCAGAUGUAGAGAUUUAGAUCGCGCAUUUAAGUUGUUUGAUGAAAUGCGUGAGAGCGGAGUUUCGCAUAAUGUAGUAACUUAUAACACUUUACUUGGUGGUCUAUGUAGAGAAAAGAGAACUACGGAUGCUCUCAAGUUGUUCGAUAAAAUGACAAAGGAGGGAAUAAGGCCAAAUUUGAUUACAUUCAAUCUUCUUAUUGAUGGGUACGGCAAAGAAGGGAAUAUGUCGAAAGCUAUGUCUACACUUGACUACAUGAAAGUAAGUGGGUUUUUGCCUAAUAUUGUUACUUAUAAUAUGCUCAUUAAUGGGUUUUCUCAAGCUGGAGAUUUAGUAGGUACUGCUAAUAUCUAUAGAGAAAUGAAGGAAAGGGAUUUAUCUCCUACUAAAGUAACAUAUACUAUUCUUAUUGAUGCUUUUGCCCGAGGGAACGAUAUGAAAAGAGCGUUUGAUGUGUAUUAUGCAAUGGAGAGGGCCGGUAAAGAGGUGGAUGUGUACACCUACGGCGUGCUAAUGCGAGGAUUGUGUGAAGAAGGCAAUUUGAAGGAUGCAUGGAAAUUAUUCGAGUCAAUGAGUGAGAAGAAACAGAAGCCCAGCAAUGUGAUUUAUGAUACAAUGAUUUAUGGGCAUUGCAAAGAAGGUAGCUCAUACAGGGCUUUGAGGAUGGGAAGUUGUGCGAGGCAGAAGCUCUUCUGAAUGAGAUGGUAUUGUUUGGUCUACCGGUAAGUGAUUCGAUCUGCAGAGCACUAUAUGAUGCUAAAAUGAGGAGCCAUAGUAAUUCAUAAGGCUGCUUAUGAAAAGAUCGAGAUGCUGGUUAUUGGGUUUCCUGACCCAGUCGAUUGCGGCCCUAUUAGACCCAACCCACAAUUAAGGAGCAGGAACCCUUACAUUUGUAUCUAUUGGAAAGUGAGGAAAGUAGUCCUCUUCCUUAAUGGUUGAUGAAAAGGUCUUUGAUCAAAUCGUCCUCAAGCCACAUAGAGAGAGAUAACUAAGGCAAUUUUUUGAUUCGUAAUCGGUGAAGCAAGAUAUUCGACUAAAUAUUUUCACCAUGGCUUAUGUGUUAGUGAUCCCUAUUGUAUUUAAUCCCGAGUUUCCAAUAUGAGGGUGAUAGAGAUGCGGAGUUUAUUGGAUUUUAGAAUGUGGAGGAGCAAAAGAGUACCUGUCACAUGCUUAUUAAAAUGAAAUUCUGGUUGCAGUGGUGGCCGAAGAAAUUUAAGCUGCGAGUUUCCUGACAAGGGAAGAGUUUGCAAGAGUACACACCAUCAUAGUUGACAAGUCUCGUGCUUUGGAUGUUAGAAUCAACUGCAGAGCCUAGAUCUCAAGCAGGCAUUUCCCAUCAUUGGUUAGACAAAUCGUCUUCUUUGUUAAAUCUUUUUGAAAGCUUAUAAACUUUGGAUGGAGUGAAGCGAAUUCGAAGUUUUAAGUGCUUUGUCGUGAAGAAUUGGAGUCUCAGUGCUGAUAAUAAAGAAGAGGAAGCAACUGUUGUUGUGCUUGUAUCUUGUUAUGUUCCUGCGACAUUGGUUAUUAUUUGUACAAUUACCUGGCCUUAAUCAAGGUUGGCCAAUUCCUCAUAUUUCUUGCAGACAAUAAAGAGCACAAUUUGGAAUUUAUUUUUGUUUUCAAAGAGCACUUAUAUAAUUAAGAGUCAGAAUGUGGAGAUAUGUACUGCUUGAAUAUUGGCAAUGAUACUCAAGUCCGUUACUCUA
This is a messenger RNA of Ananas comosus (pineapple), 2283 nucleotides long. Its product is annotated as pentatricopeptide repeat-containing protein At4g11690-like. The transcript has 2 exons. The coding region runs from base 8 to 1273 and encodes 421 amino acids. Gene Ontology annotation, molecular function: protein binding. The record is from RefSeq and is a predicted model, not a curated record. Lineage: Eukaryota; Viridiplantae; Streptophyta; Magnoliopsida; Poales; Bromeliaceae.